Molecule: messenger RNA, 4005 nt
Organism: Microdochium trichocladiopsis
Lineage: Eukaryota; Fungi; Ascomycota; Sordariomycetes; Xylariales; Microdochiaceae
Exons: 4
Coding region: 1-4005 (1334 amino acids)
Molecular function (GO): protein binding
Source: RefSeq, a predicted model, not a curated record
AUGGAUCCACUCAGCUUGACCGUCAACAUUAUAACUCUGCUCGAUACAGGGCAGAAGAUCAUCAACCUGCUUCGCGAUAUCAAGGAUGCUCCUGCCGAGAUCAGCAAAUUCCUUCUCGAGGCGCAAUCGUCUUGCAUUGUGCUUUGGCGGCUGAAGGACUACAUCUCCCGGUUUGAAUCUGAUAGCUCCAGUGCUGGUCAAGCUCCUCUAGACGCCUUCAACAGUUUGUUACAGUCUGACAAUGUGCUGGGCCAGUACCAAACAACUCUUGAGGGUAUCCACGAGAAGCUGGAGGAGUGCAGCACGACCAAGAACUUUCAGAAGCUCCGCCAGCUUGCUACUUGGAAGACAGAUAAAGCAGAUCUUGAAAAGGGAUUCCAGAGGCUGGACCGCCUGAGAGGGACGAUAGAGCUAUUUAUGGCCAGCGAGACGCUUGCACGAACGGUCUCUCAUGGCAACACUCUUCGUGCCAUCAAGCAAAAUACCACCACAAUCAUCGAAUCACAGAUCAGUUCAGAAGAGGAAGCCAAGAAAACAACGAUCCUUGACUGGGUCGAGCAGCGGUCUAAUCGCUACGAUACACUCCAGCGCGACCACUAUGGCAGGGCUCAGCCAGGGACCGGCCGAUGGUUUCUCGAGUCUGAACCUUUCCAACGGUGGACCUCGGGCACGUCCAAGACGCUUUUCUGUCCCGGCAUGCCAGGAUCAGGCAAAACUAUCAUUGCAUCAGUUACCACAGACUACCUGAGAUCACACUUUCCACCGCAAGACUCCAACGUUGCCUUUAUUCACGAGAAAAUACGGCUCGAAAAAGUGGUGGUGGAGUUCUACGACAAGCAUGCCAGAGUCGAGCCGUGUGUGGGCGACAUCACUGCACUGCUUCAACACCUCAUGGGACUCGCGCCUCGCACUUUCAUCAUCCUCGAUGCGUUGGAUGAGCUGUCGAAUGAAGUCGGAGCGAACGGGUGUAAGGGGCUCCUCAACUGUGUCACGCAACUUCAGGCGACGGCGGCGACUGAUGCAGGAAACCAACAAGGCCACCAGCUUCGCUUGCUGGUGACAGCACGGCCGGGUACCGAGCUCACGGCAUCAUUUCAUCCCGACACGACUAUUCAGAUCCACUCCGCGGCGGAAGAUAUACGACUCUAUCUUGAGAAGCGUGUCGAAGAUCUUGAUGAGCUUCCUGAAGUAGACGACGACGGUAACGAGGCCGAUAUGUUGAGAAUCAGAAUCGUUAACAGGAUCCUUGAGGCUGCUGAUGGCCUGUUUCUACUUGCUAGCCUCCACGCAGAUUCGCUGAGGGACGCCUUUACCGUCGAAAAGGUGUUCGAAACCCUCGACGCAAUGUCAACAGGGCAAGACGCUAUGAGCAAGACUUACGAGGCCACUCUGCACCGGAUCAACGCACAGAGCAUCCAACGGAGAGAGCUAGCGCAGUCAGCUAUUGGCUGGAUUCUCCAGAGCCAGCGUGCCCUCACGCCAAUCGAACUGCGGCAUGCCGUCGCUAUCCGGCCUGACGUCUUCAAGGAUCCUAAGGGCAACGUGCCGACCUUGAAAAUCAUUCUGGCCGUCUGUCUCGGCCUCGUUACUGUCGACCUGGAGACGAACGUCGUGCGCCUUGUCCACUACACUGUACAAGAACACCUAGCGAAAGUGGAUGUUCGGGCUUUUGCGCCGAUCCCGGUGAACACGCUGGCGCGGUCGUGCUUAACAUAUCUCCUGGUCCCGCCACUUCACGACACGGUUGUGAAGAUGUAUGAGGACUGGGAAAGCAGCUUGACGCUUACAUCGCCUGGCGAGGGAGACUUGCAUAGUCAUGGGGGUCUCCCGGAUCUGCCGUUGGUUGACAGUCAGCGGUGGCCGUUCCUUCUUUAUGCACGCGAGUACUGGUCUUUCCACUAUUUGCGCGGCACGACGGCACCGACGGACGAAAGUCUUGCUAUGGAAUUUCUCACGAAUGAGAGAGCUUUAGCCACUUACUGGCAUCCUGACCACGAGACCUUCGAGCACGGGAUGUGGGUAGACCGUGCCGGUUGGGUAUCGAUGGGUUUCUUCACAGUGCAGUGUCGACUGCGCAAGCCUGGGCCUGUCUCAGUCGCGUCGCGCUGGGGCCUAGACAGCCUAGUAGUCACGCUGCUCAACGGCGGUCAUGAUUGUCAUGGACUUCGGGCUUACUCUAUGGGUAUUCAAGAUUACGAAAAUGGUCGUCGUUCUCGGGACCAAACACGAGACGACGACAACGACGACUGGUACGACCAUCACCCGCUCGUGCUCAGCGCCAGACAUGGUCACCUGUCAACGGCGCGCAUACUUCUGAAAAGAUGUAAAGAUCUUGGAGAUGCCUUUGAACGAGCCGUCUGCACUGCGUUGAAGCAUAACCAUGCCCUGAUUCUGGAGCUGCUGGUCCAUCACAAGACAAGAUCAAACCUUGUUCUCAAGGCACUCGCUCAUGCCGACAAGUUUUCUCUACUCAAGGAAAAGCGCAUUAUGCAAGCAUUGACUGCGAACCAUAGUCUUAGUGUUGGGCCAGUCGACUUUUGGUGGCUUCCCUUCGCCGAAGAUCCUCGAUGUCUUGCAUGGGUCGAAUUCUUGCUCCAUCACUACGUGCCCUCAGAGAACUCUUGGCAGAAGCAUCUUUUUUUUGAGCUUGUCGAUACUGUAACGUAUGAUGGCUGCCAGAUCGAUUAUCGAGCUCUCCCCGAGGUUUCGGGAUCGCCGGAUGCGAGUUUCGAAGCGUACCACACUGCAUUGUGGCACACCGUAUGGCAUAAGCAACAUCAAUCCCUAGUCUCCAUUGCGGAGCAGCUCCUUGUCACAAACUUUGCUGAAGAACAACGACGUAGGCUUUUUCAAGCUGCUUUCCAUACCACCGUGUGGCGCAUGGAUCUCGAGAUUGUGCAAACGCUGCUGGGUAUCGAGGACAUCGACGUCAAUGCAAUGGAUGGCGGAGGUCAGACUUGGCUCACGAAGAUAUUCAGAACUGGACUCUCAAGCGAGACACCGCUCCAAGUCAUUAAGCUGGUUCUGGGACACGAAAGAUGCGACCCAGAUGCAACAGACAUUGAAGGCCGGACACCUCUCUCUCAUGCCGUGCAAAGAUUUUCACAGUUCGAUGAUAAACUGGUAGAUAUUCGCAUGUCUGCUGUCGAGUCCCUGUUGCAGUUCAUUCCAGCACUUGAUCCUGAUCGACCGGAUCAUAGUGGGAGAACCCCUUUGUCGUGGGCUGCGGGAUCCAAACACAAUCGGCCCGCCAUCUGCAGGCUCCUCUCGCUCCCAGGUGUGCAAGCGAGUUCUGUCGACUGUCGAGGUCGGAGUCCACUGUCCUACAGCGCCCAGCAUGGCGAUCUCGAGAGCUUCACAAUGCUGUUGCCCGUAACGGAUCCCCGGCAACUUGACAAUCCCGACGUGGAAGGUCGCACGCCAUUCUUUUAUGCCGUGCUAGAUGGCAACGUCGAAAAGCUCCAUCUUCUCAUGGCCAGUGUAACGAUCGACGUCGGUCAAACCGACAUCGCAGGUGUCCGGCCGUUAUCGGCUAUUCUUGAGGACCCUUUCCGUCGCGCGGACGCGCUGGUAGCUCUGCUGUCGAGCCCCACGUUCAGCUUUGCGACAGAGCACCACACGCCGCUCGAGGUGAUGUUCGCAUUAGGUGGUUGGCAUCGCCUGAACCGGUGGUACGACAAUUACAGGGAGAGGGCUCUCCAGUCUGUGCAGGCGCUGCGUAAUGCAGCCCCCAGCUACAACAUCAACGAGCGCUGCAGUAAGACAGGUUUAACGGCGGCCUCUCAUGCAGCAAAGGAGAAACACCCAGCCGUGAUGGCUUCAAUACUCGAGGUGUGGGGAAAUCUUGCAGAUCUGAGCAUCAAGGACAACGCUGGGUUUACUGCGGUGGAUUACGCCAUGGAAACCGACAGGGACGAGACGUUUGAAAUGUUCGCAAAGUGGCCUGACUCGUUUCGUGUUGACGCGGCCAGAUUAUGCGACGAAAUUGCUCGGAGCAAAGCUUAG